This is a messenger RNA of Prosopis cineraria, 1636 nucleotides long. RefSeq names its product vegetative cell wall protein gp1-like. The record is from RefSeq and is a predicted model, not a curated record. Bases 1 to 1212 code for a protein of 403 amino acids. NCBI's taxonomy places the organism in Eukaryota, Viridiplantae, Streptophyta, Magnoliopsida, Fabales, Fabaceae. The transcript is spliced from 2 exons.
AUGUCUUGGUUCCUAUUAGUUCUGAUUCUCAAUCUCACACUUACUAGCUUCUCAGAUGGCAGCCAUGAUAAGAAGCUUCUUACCCCAGUUGUUGUUGGCACUGUCUACUGCGACACAUGUUUUCAGCAUGAUUUCUCCAGGAACAGUCACUUCAUGGCAGGUGCAUCAGUUGCUGUAGAGUGCAAAAAUGGAAACUCAGAGCCAAGAUUCUGGAAAGAAGUGAGGACUAGUGAACAUGGUGAAUUCAAAGUUGAGCUUCCAUUUUCAGUGAGUAAACGAGUGAGGAGAAUCAAAGGGUGUACUGUAAAACUGAUGAAAAGCAGUGAGCCUCACUGUUCAGUGGCCUCCGCAGCAACUUCUUCUUCUCUCAGUCUCAAGUCAAGAAACCAGAGAGAGCACACAUUCUCAGCUGGGUUUUUCUCAUUCAAGCCCCUUCAACAGCCAGAUCUUUGUAACCACAAGCCAAGUAGUGCUCAAAACUCAAAGGAAUUUGAUUCUGUGAAAACCGGGUUACCUCCAAACUUGCUUCCUCCUCCACUUCAGAAUCCAACCACCCCCAUUGGUCUUCCACCUCUUCCUGAAGUACCUCAGCUUCCACCAUUGCCAACUCUUCCUCCUCUUCCACCUGUUAUAGGAAUUCCACUACCGCCAAUCCCAAAACAUGCUCAAGAGACCCAAAAACCUCAGUCCCCAGAUGAGAAGGUAGCUCACCCUGAUUUCUUCUUCCCUCCGAUCCUUCCACCCUUAAUCCCAAACCCGUUUCAGCCACCACCCUUAAUCCCAAACCCGUUUCAGCCACCACCCUUAAUCCCAAACCCAUUUCAGCCACCAAGACCACCACUCAUCCCGAACCCAUUUCAGCCACCAAGCCCACCACCACUCAUCCCCAACCCGUUUCAGCCUCCACCAGCAAGCCCAGCACCACUCAUCCCCAACCCAUUUCAGCCACCACCAGCAAGCCCAGCACCACUGAUCCCCAACCCAUUUCAGCCACCACCGGCAAGCCCAGCACCACUGAUUCCCAACCCAUUUCAGCCUCCACCAUCAAGCCCAUUACCACUGCUUCCUUUCCCACCAAUUCCUGGUUUAACUCCAUCGCCGCCGCCGCCUCCUCCUCCAGCACCAUUCUUGCCAUUUCCUUUUCCUCCACUAUUCCCACCUCGUAGCCCCAGUAAUCCCCCUGCUUCUUCUUCAAAGACUACUUCUCCUUGAUGAGAGAUUCUCAUAGAUAUUCAGUCUAUAAAAGAUAAGUACAAACAUGUAAAAAAGGCACCCCACUAGAAAGUAUGCUUGAAUUGUUUACAUGUUUCUUCAUGAUUAGUUUGAUUAAUCUAUCUUUUAUAGACAGAACCUACAAAAGAAUGUCUCCUCCUUGAUCAAAUACAACCUACUUAUAAUCCUCCAAACAACUCCUUCCACAUUAAGAAGUUAUUUACUUUCGUUGUGUCUGUAAAUCCUAAUAUAGUUAUGAUAUAAUCAAUGAUAGAUGGGGAUAUAUCUGCAAUAUGCAGAGUGUCUAUUACUGAAAAAAUUGAGACAUCAUUAUCAUUGUAUUAGUAAUAAAUUUGGGUAUGUCAACAUGCUACAGUUUCAGUCAUGUAAACUCUUACUAUUAAUGUAUUUGUUUUCCCUGAAA